Molecule: messenger RNA, 273 nt
Organism: Prorocentrum cordatum
Lineage: Eukaryota; Dinophyceae; Prorocentrales; Prorocentraceae
Source: the annotation of a GenBank genome assembly
AUGCCCUCCAGGCUGCCCGCCUCCGCGCUGGCGGCAUUCUCCGGCGGCCUCCCCCCGGCGCUCGCCGCCGCGCCGCUGCUCCAGGCCGCGCCGCGGGUGCAGGCUGCGGCCGCGGGCUGCAGCCCCAGCGCGGCCGCUGCAGGCGCUGGAGGGGGCUACCCGCCCGCGCUGGCACCCGCCGCCGCCGCCAUGCGGUCCCCCGCGCCGGAGCCGACGGCGCCCUCGUCGCAGCCGUCGCCGCCGCCGAUGGAGGACGAGUUGGACAACGUUUGA